CAGUCGCUGCACAGUAGACAGCAGCAGCGGGCGCAACACACAGACGGUCCGAGAAGCAGCGCGCGAUGCUCUGGCUUUAAACCUAUUUGUUUCACGUAUAUUGUGUGACUACAAAGCAAAGAAACCGAGAACGUUUGUCUUUGUGGAUAUCUGAUAUGGCGAGAUCAAGCACGAUCGAUGUGUUUGUGGGAUUUGUUCUAGUUUUGCACGCUCUGGGAAGUGUUUUCCAGAUUACUGGAGGAGAAAUAACGGCGGAAGGAGCUGCUUAUUCAAUUCUUCAGGGAUGGUCACAUGAGGAUGAUGUCACAGUGGAGGUUUUGAGGAGGAAGCGAUGGCUUCUUUUGGAGCCUUCUCCAAUGGAAAGCAACAAAGCCAGUCAAGACAGUUUAAAGCCUGAGCCUCAGGAUUCACCUGGAAUCCUGGAUGAUGACGAGGCAGAUAACAGCUCCCAAAUAAUGGAGGACACAGAUCAUAACUACUAUACUUCAAAGACAUAUGGCCCCAAUGACCCUAUGAGCAAAGAAUUAUGGGUAAAUAUUGAUCAAAUGGAUAAAGAGAAGGUGAAGAUUCAUGGCAUCCUGUCUAAUACACACAGACAAGCUGCGCGGGUCAACCUAUCUUUUAAUUUUCCAUUUUAUGGACUUUCUUUGCGAGAGAUCACAGUUGCAACAGGCGGGUUCAUCUACACGGGUGAUGUGGUGCACAGAAUGCUAACAGCCACACAGUACAUCGCUCCACUGAUGGCAAACUUCGACCCCAGCCUGUCCAGAAACUCAACUGUCAUUUACUUUGACAAUGGAACUGCUCUGGUUGUCCAGUGGGAUCACGUGCAUCUCCAGGAUUCCUUUAAUCAAGGAAGUUUCACCUUCCAGGCCACAUUACACAAUGAUGGACGAAUUGUCUUUGCCUACAAAGAGGUCCCAAUACAGAUUUCAAAGAUCAGCUCUGUCAAUCAUCCAGUGAAAGUUGGGCUGUCUGAUGCCUUUGCGGUGGUUCACAAGAUUCAGCAGAUCCCCAAUGUUCGGAAAAAGACUAUCUAUGAGUAUCACCGAGUAGAGUUGCUAAAGACCAAAAUUACUAACAGUACAGCAGUGGAAAUGAUGCCACUACCCACAUGCAUUCAAUUCAAAAGCUGCUCCUCUUGUAUAACAUCACAGAUUAACUUCAACUGCAGCUGGUGUCACCGGCUCAAUAGAUGUUCCAGUGGCUUUGAUCGCCAUCGACAGGACUGGGUAGAUAGCGGUUGUCCAGAUGAGACAAAGGAUAAUACCUGUGACAUCAUCAGUCCUACUAAUCUCAACCCUCUGACCACUGUGUCACUUUCCAAGCUGACAACAAGGAACAGAGGAACUACUGAGGCUCCCUCCACCCAAGCCACAUCACACAUGCCCACCAGCACACCUACAGAAGAUGACACCAAGAUUGCACUACAUCUCAAAGACAAUGGAGCUGCUGCUGCUAAGAGUACAGCAGAAAACAGCACACAUUCCCUGCACAUGGGUCUGAUUCUCGGCAUGCUCAUGCUUCUGCUUGUGAUGGUUGUCGUCAUUCUGGUUACUGUCUACAUCUACCAUCACCCGAGCUCUGCUGCAGGAAUCUUCUUUAUUGAGAGACGUCCCAGCCGAUGGCCUGCCAUGAAGUUCAGACGUGGCUCAGGUCAUCCAGCAUAUGCAGAGGUAGAGCCUACUGGACAUGAGAAAGAAGGUUUCAUCGAAUCCGAGCAGUGCUGAGAUUUGACCUUUGACUUCUGAAUUCACACACUGCCCAACAACCUUUUUGAUGUCUAACUACAAACCCACACAUCUCGAAUCAUAACUUUCCAUCAGCCCUUCAAAUGCAAAACACUGGCAAAACUGAAAACAAUGAGGGUAUGGCAUUUGAACGGCUAAGGCAUCAGAACAAUAACACAUUUGGAUCCAGCCAUCACCACUUAAAACGUCAACACUCAAAGAAACAUUCAAAGGAAGUGUUUGUUAAUCAGCUGGAUCCAUUACAGGCCCAUGAGCUUCUGCACAUGCUGUUUGGUUCCUGACAAGAUCUUUGUACUGGCCGAGACUUCUUAAACUGAGGGUUGUGUAUGUUUGAUUCUUUAAUUUGAUGAGCCUGUCAGAAAAGAUUUUUUGUUUCUUUUAGGAUUAAAUUGCUUGAUGAUAUGAAAGAGAUGCACAUUCAUUCAAUUCUGUCUUGGAAAUGUUAUAUAGACCUUUAUAUAUCUUUAAAGGGUUUUUUAAAAUUUUCUUUUUCUUUAUGAUUUCAUCUUUUUGAUUUUGAUCUGACGUUUCAGGAUUAUGUAUGACAGAUUUGGAAAGACAUGCACACUGCAGUUUAAAUGUAUUAGGAAAAUGUUCUGUGAACAAAUGCAUUACAACAGUAUUAAAUUGACAUUUAUCCAUGCCUAUUUCAACCUUUAGGACAUAUUUGCACAUAUCCAUUUAACGCACAUACUGUAUAUUGGUUUAUUUUUAUAGUUCCCCUUUAAUGUAUGUUACUAAUGCAAAUUUAAAAGACAGGCGCUUGUGAGAUUGUGUGCUUGUGUAUGUUGAAAAUUAUUUUGUUUUGAUCAAUUUUAAUUAUAUAACACCGUUAAAAAUCAUAAAUUUGUACUAAAUUGGAUUCAUCCCAGUUCAUCUCAAUUUGAAAGAUUGGAACUAGUGCAACUAAGAAUCAAAUGAAGACUGAAAUACUAUAAUGAAUUCAUUUUAAAGUUCAGUACACUACUCUGUAGGUACUCAACAGAAAGAGUGGUACAUCAAAAACAUGAUGAAUAAUACUUUAAUGUGUUCAAAUUUAAUGAGGUACUAUCUUCACUUAACAAGAUUUAUCCUAAAAAAAUUACAUAUUACUUUACAUAUGACCAAAGAACUGUUGUACACAAACAUGUUGGACCAAUAAUAGGAAAUUACUGCAUUACCAUAUCAUAAUCUACAUUUUUUUUUCUUCAUUCUUUGGCCAAAACAGAGGUUAUUCUUAUAGGGUUGCAGAAUAUAGGAAAAUAUUGUGCUAAAUAGUAUAAAUAAUUAUGUGAUAAUAAAAAAUACUAAGUGGCUGUUUGGCCCUAUUUUCAAGUUUACUGUUUACAACUGGAAUGUGACAUUUAAACCAAAUAUACAAAACAUAAUCUAUCUCAACAACUUGACUUAUUUUAACAAACCUAUGGACGGAAUGGAUGAAAUUGUUGAGAAUUUCUUUGUAAAUUUGUUAUGUUCAUUUUUUACAACCCUUAUUGUUUCGAAGCAGCUUUCUCAAUAUAAUCAUAGCAACAUGGUGGGUCACCAAAACCAAGUUUUUUCAAGGGUGAUCUAUUUUAUCAUUUUCUUAACUGGAACGACCUGAUUAUUUUCAGCACAUGUAACCUGUGUGUGUGUGUGUGUGUGUGUGCGUGCGUGCGUGCGUGCGUGCGUGCGCGUGUGCGUGCGUGCGUGUGUGUGCGUGUGUGACAAUGAUUUUUUAAGAACAUGUAUGACUGCAAUGUGAGUUCUAUUUUGUGAAAUUAUGUUUAAUAAGUGGUAACACUGAUGUCUGCUUUUAAAAUUUAAGCAAACAAAACCUAUAUUAUUAACCUGCUUUUUUGGAUAAUCAUAAAAGUCAUGUUGUGCCACAUUGAGAGACAGUGAAAUACACGAUGCCCUUAUCAGUGUACUCUUGUGUUACUACUGUCAUUUCAUUUGCAUAAUAAAAUUUGUUUAAAUAAUGAAA
Molecule: messenger RNA, 3696 nt
Organism: Paramisgurnus dabryanus
Lineage: Eukaryota; Metazoa; Chordata; Actinopteri; Cypriniformes; Cobitidae
Gene: plxdc2b
Product: plexin domain containing 2b
Source: RefSeq, a predicted model, not a curated record